Messenger RNA from Oryzias latipes (Japanese medaka), 5782 nucleotides. RefSeq names its product zinc finger protein 507 (gene znf507). The record is from RefSeq and is a predicted model, not a curated record. Lineage: Eukaryota; Metazoa; Chordata; Actinopteri; Beloniformes; Adrianichthyidae. Gene Ontology annotation, cellular component: nucleus. Gene Ontology annotation, biological process: positive regulation of transcription by RNA polymerase II.
GGUUCCAUCAUCGCCAUUUUGCAGUGUGGGGAGACAGUGAGGCCAGUCUCUUUUUUUAUGGCUAACGAAUAAAACCAAGCCGCUUUUUUAUGCGCUGAGGACAAAGAGCGUCGAGUCUCGUUUCUGUCGGUCAUGGAUGAGAACAGCGGUGCAGCUGUCCUCAUCACACACUCUUCUUCAUCUGCGGCCUCCUCUUCCCCCGUGCUGGGAUCCCGCUCUCAGAGGCGGCAGCAGGAAGCCAAGGAAGCUCCCCGCCAUUUUCAGCUGAGACAAGCCGACGACUCUCUCAUCCAAGUCAUCGAGAAGCUCAGUAAGAUCGUUGAGAAGCAGCCCCAUCGGCGGGGCACCCUGGGGGGCCAGAAGCGGGUGCUCCAUGUGGCAACUUCUGCGGGAGGGGGUGCCGUUGAGGAGGCUUCUGCGUGUAAGAAAGUUAAAAGGCACUGUCCGGAGGAGGCCAGGAAAGCGGGCGGCCAUGACGGCGCUCUCUCCUCACCGGCGUCGGGUGACGACAGCAACAACAACAGCGUGGCCACGGGCGGGGCCCAGAGGCGGACGGUGACGUGCUACCAGUGCAGCCUGUGCCCCUUCCUGUCCCAGACGCUGCCCCAGCUGAAGGAGCACCUGAAGCAGCACAACGAGCAGCACAGCGACCUCAUCCUCAUGUGCUCCGAGUGUCACUUUGCCUCCAGAGACCAGGCUCAGCUGGAAGCUCACGUCCGGCUGCACUUCGACGAGGGAGGGGACACCAGGGGCAGCUCUGCACCUUCAGACCUGGAGGGGAAGGAGGAUGUAGACGGGGGGCGCAGCAGGUUGCAUGGGGAGGGGGUCCAAGGCUCGGUGGAGAGCUCCAGGAAGAGCUGGUACAAGUUUGAGGAGUAUGGUCUGUACCGCUGCCUGAUCUGCAGCUACGUCUGCACACAGCAACGGAUGCUGAAGACCCACGCCUGGAAGCACGCCGGCCUGGUGGAUUGUUCCUACCCCAUUUUUGAGGAGGAAGAUGGGGGCUCCGCAAAAAAAGAGGUGCAAGUUCCUGCCAACAGCGUGGCCCCCAGGGAAGACAUCGUCGUGCUUUCUCCCGUUCUUCAAGACCAGAGCCUGCAGAAACUCCCCUUCAAGCUCCAGCUCUGCGUGCCUCUGACCGUCGAGAACAAGGAGGACACGCUGAAUCUCACCGUUCCCGGUCUCAGUCAAAGUCCAAAAGCCGCAAAAGGGGAGGAGGACAGCGAGUACCCCAAAGACAUGGGCUCAGAGGAGCCUGCGGUGGAGGUGCAGGUGACCACUGAGGCGGAGGCCGAGCUGGAGUUGGACGGUCGGCGCGGCGGCUCCUCUGUGCCGGACAGCCUGCUGUCGUCAGCUCAGAAGAUCAUCAACAGCAGUCCCAACAGCGUGGGCCACAUCAACGUGAUCGUGGAGCGGCUCCCUUCAGCUGAAGACUCGCUCCUGGUGACCAAGCCCCUCCUGCUCGGCCCGGACAUGGACCGGGACAAGGGCUUGCUGGCUGCUAAACAGGGAGAGCAGGACUACGCAGCAGACGUCGCCGCUGACAGUCAGCCUGCAGGGGGCGACGUCAAACCCCCUGGUAUCAAAAGCAGCGACUCCUCGAGGGAUGAGAACAUCCCGCCUGCCGGUCGCAAGAGGACCCACUCCGAAUCCCUCCGCCUUCAUUCUUUGGCCGCCGAGGCUCUCGUUGCCAUGCCGAUGAGGAUGCCGGAGCUGCCCGCCUCCGGCGCCAAAGUGAACCUGACGCCGUGCGCGGGCCAUAAGCUUUUGGAGGCGGGAAAGAAAGCUUCUGACAAAGGGAGCGCAGCAGCUCUGCUGAAUUUAGAGCUUGGCAGCGAGGAAGAUUUAUGUCCACUGGCCGGCGGAGACGACGAGAGCCCCUCCACGAAAGCUGGCAUCAGCAUGUCGCUGCUCACCGUCAUCGAAAGACUCCGAGAGCGCUCGGACCAGAACGCCUCAGACGAGGACAUUUUGAAGGAGCUGAGGGACAACGCGCAGUUCCAGCGAAGCGGCCUGGCUGGCGUGGUCGCGGAGAACGGAGCGGAGGGCUACAUGUGCAGCAUCCCCGGAGGAGACGGGCUGCCUCCCGAUGGGGGCUUGGUGGACUACGUCCCCGGCAGCGAGAGGCCGUACCGGUGCCGUCUGUGCCGCUACAGCAGCUGCAACAAGGGCUACAUCAAGCAGCACCUGCGGGUGCACAAGCAGAGGCCGCCGUAUCAGUGUCCCAUCUGUGAGCACAAAGCCUCUAACAGCAAAGACCUGGAGAACCACAUGAUCCACCACUGCAAGACCAGGACGUACCAGUGCAAACAGUGUCCAGACAGCUUCUACUACAAGAGUCAGUUAAGAAGUCAUGAACGGGAGCACCUCAGCGUCGGGGGCGACGUGCCGGCCCUCACGGCGGUCGCAGAGGCCGUCGCCUCAGUGGAAGACGCCGACAUGGGAACGGACGAAGAGGGUAACGCGCAGAAGAUGUUCAAAUGCGACGUGUGCAACUACACCAGCUCCACGUACGUCGGAGUGAGGAACCACCGGAGGAUCCACAACUCUGACAAACCGUACCGCUGCUGUAGCUGCGACUUUGCCACCACCAACAUGAACAGCCUGAAGAGCCACAUGAGGAGGCACCCCCAGGGGCAUCAGGCGGUGCAGCUGCUGGAGCAGUACAGGUGUUCCCUGUGUGGAUAUGUGUGCAGUCACCCCCCGUCUCUAAAGUCCCACAUGUGGAAACACGCCGGAGACCAGAACUACAACUACGAGCAAGUCAACAAAGCCAUAAACGAGGCCAUCUCCCAGAGCAGCCGAGCUCCUCAUAAGUUGGCUGCAGUGGUGGAGUCCGUGGCUGAGGGUCCCGCGGGGGCCGCACCCUUAAAGGAAAAGGUCAAGCUGGAACCUCCCUCGCCGCUCCCAUCGGCAGCCAAAACCGACGGCGCCUCGGGCGUCCCCGCACUUCCCGCCGACUCCUCUCAGUGUCCCCAGGAAGCUCCGCCCCCCCAGCAGAAGGACCCCGAGCAGUCUAAAAGCUGCCCGUGUGCCGGCCAGCCGCCCCCCACCCCCAGCAUGGAGUACUGCGUCCUCCUGUUCUGCUGCUGCAUUUGCGGCUUCGAGUCCACCAGCAAGGAGCGUCUGAUGGAGCACAUGAAGGAGCACGAGGGCGCCAUCAUCAGCAUCAUCCUCAACAAGGAGCAGCAGCAGGCGGAAACCCAGGCCAGCCUCCAGAGAGCUCAGUGAGACCCCCCCAGGACUGCUCCCCCCGCCUCUGAAGGUAACAGGAGUCCACUUCCAAGCAGAUCAGCAUUUCAGGUUGAGGAGCUUUGACCCAAGUAAGAGUCUGUCAUACCUCAGCAGCACCCAGCUUCUCCUUUGACUGGAAGGCAGCUCUUUAUCGCUACUGUAAUAUUUAAUGUGUUCAAUCCAAGUCAAGCCAGGCUCCAACCCAGUAAAGGAGGUACUGAACAUCCCCUCAUAUUCAUCCGUUUGCAUUUUUUAAAUCCGGAUCUGAAACCGCUUCAGCCGCUGGAAUCCUCCACAGCUUCUGGACGUGUGGGAGGAGCCUCUUUCACCUCGCCGCCUGCUGCUUACAAGAACUUUUCAAAGAAAAGGGAAGAAACAUUUUGAACCGAACGGUGCCAAGUUUCCAGAGAGCAGGAAAGUGUAGAGAGAACGUCACCUGUGAUUGUGGUGCUCAUUUUAGUUUUUUUUUGUUUUUUAAUAUAUAUUCAGUCUGUUUUUUUAAAUGUUGUGUAUAGGAAUGUUUGUAAUCUAAAUCUCUGGUGUCCAGAAUGGAUUAUUGUCCCCGAUGAGCACGGCUGAACCGAGACGCAGAGAUGGAGACCAGAUUUAAGGGGGCAUUUCUCUGAGGACCCCAUCUCUGCGUCCUCCUGUGACGAGCAGAAGCGGCCGUAGAAACAUGGAGAUCUGCACAGAUUACCAGUGGAAACCGUAAUCCACCAUUAACUUCAUCUCCCAGGAUUCUCUGCUGUAGGAAUGGUGACCGUCUAAGAAGAAGGCAGUGAAUACAGCUGGAGUUGCACCUGAAUGUGAGGUUUCAACUUUCUGUUAACUCCCGUCUCCUGCUUGGCGUCUGGGCUGAAAUGACUGGAAGAGGCCUUUUCACACGGAGCAGCAGUCGGAUGAGAGGUUUGCUGAUGAUCCGGGGAAAAUCCGGAUCACCUUUCUCCACGUGUUUCCAAAACGCGUUUCUGAGCGGCACUUUGAUCGACCGUAGUUCAAAAGUGCUUCACGGUGGAGGUGGACCUGCAGGAAACGUGCGUUUUGGGCCAGAAAACAAUCCGUUUGUGAAAACAGUGUCAUUGAAAUGUGUCACAAAGACAGACAACCCCGGAAAAAUGGACCCGCAAAAUCAAAUACCGCUUUUAUAUUCUUGUUGUUUAGCAGAAAAACAAAAAAAGGAAAGCUGAGAGUCGAUUCAUUUCAGUCCAGGUCCUUCUGGAUGAUGACGAUACGUUAAAUAAAGUUUCAUGACGUCAUCCCAAACCCCAAAAUGAUCACUUUUUAGGCAUUGCUGCUGUUUUUUUGUUUGUUUUUUUAACCGAAAUGUUUCAAUUAAAACAAGGAAUUUCUUUGUAGUUCACAGUUUGGGUGUUUCUGCAAAGUUAGAUCUCUGAUCAAUUCUCCAGACCUUCUAAAAAUAAUAAAAAACGGACAAGUAUGCAGUCAAAUCAGGAUCAGCUUAGAGGGAAUGAGGCACCAGGUUGCAAAUAUGACGAGAGAAAAAAAAGAAAAUCUGAAAAGUUUGAAACUCAAAGGUGCACAACGUAAACUAAAACGCAAUCUUAAAAAGUUGAAAAAGCAAUGAUCUGCUGGUUUGAUAGUUGGGUUCAUCAACAGACGCUGAUCUGACGUCACCAAAACCCCUGGAACCACAUGUCAAUCAUGUCUCGUUAGCCAAUGGGCUCAAAGCUCCUCCCACAUGUGGAUUUUUGAAUUAAAACUGUAAAUUGAGGCUUGAAAAUAAAAGCCUAAAAACCCAAACCAGCAGCUGCUACUAAUGAACAUUUUGCUUUAGUCGCUAACUAUUUCAGAUUUAUUGCUUUACGUUUUCACUAUUCAAACGUAGGAUUUUUUUUGAAUUUUCAACAUUCUUCGUUUUCAAUUUUCUUUAAAUUUACAAUCUGGUUAUUUAUUCUCUUUAUCCUGGUUUGAGCCCAUGAACCAGAUUGAAACGUUCUUUGCUCCUUCCUAAUGUGCCAUAUUUAUAAAAGUGUCGUUAACUCUUGUGUUGUUGGUUUUGUGCCUUUUUUGUUCAUUCAAAAAUUUCAUGUGCUAAAAGUGUCGCCUGACCUUUGACCCCUUUAAGCUUCCCAGAACAGAUUUUCAUGCCAGUGAAACGCACAUAGUUGUUUUUGUUUUGUUUUCUUAUGAAAUGCAGAGAAAUCCAUGCAACAACCCAAGUUAGUGUCCUUUGCUUGAACACUUUAUAUGUCAUUUAUAUGAUAUACAAUCCUAAAACUGACUUUUCUUCAAAAGAAACCAUGUAUUUUAAAGGAAUUUGUUGGGGAAAUCCAGUUAUGAACUGACCUAGUUGUGUAUUUAAGGGAAGUCUUGUUGGUUUUUUUAAGCUAAAGGCCUCAGUUAGCAUCAGUGUGCAUUGAAACCAAAGGAGGUGGAGGCGAUGAAGCCCAUUGGUGUAUUUUUAUGCUCGUUUUUGUAAAGCGGAUGAAACGCGCAGCUGUGUCAGAAUGUGACGGGACACCAUUUAUAUUUGGAACUUCAAAAUAUACAGUGUAUUUUUUUGGAAAUAAAAAGAUUUUAAAUAAAA